CCCGGCCCGGCCCAGCCUGGUCCGGCCUGGCCUUCCGGUUACCCCGUCGGCGGGAGAGCGGUGCCCUCUAGCAGGGAGCGGGGCAGGGAAACCCGCCUCCCGAGAGGGGACCCCGGGACGGGGCGUGGAGCCUCCGUGCGCGCCCGCACGUUGUUUAAUGGAGAGUGAAGCGUCCCGCGUGCGGUGCGAGCAGCGUCCGGGGGUGAUCGCUGGCCUGUUCCUUAAAUACCGUACCCUAAUGAAGGUGUUUCCUUUAUUUAAUUCGAAGUUUGGUGCAGGUUGUGCCCGGUUUCCCGUCUGGAAGCGUGGACCGGUGGGGAUGGGGCCUUGGGCAGCGGCUCUGCGGGAGUUUCUCAGGGUGAUGAGGACAAUCGAUGACAGAAUUGUCCACGAAUUAAACACUACGAUUCCAACAGCUUCCUUUGUGGGGAAGAUUGAUGCCAGCCAGACGUGUAAACAGCUCUAUGAGUCUUUGAUGGAUGCUCAUACCAGCAGGGAGAGAAUCAUCAAAAACUGCAUUGCUCAGACUUCCAGUGUAGUGAAAACUCUCAGAGAAGAGAGGGAAAAGGCCCAGGAUGAUGCAGUGUUAUUAAAGCAACUCAGGAAAGAGCAGACAAAGUUGAAAUUGAUGCAGUCGGAACUGAAUGUUGAAGAAGUGGUAAACGACAGAAGCUGGAAGGUAUUUAAUGAACGUUGCCGAAUUCACUACAAGCCUCCGAAGAGUCAAUGAUGUGGGGUAUUUUCCGUCAAGUUGGUCCAUAACCGCGAGAGCCAAACUGAAAAGAGACCUUGGGUGAGCUGUGUUGCGACCCUCCAGAACCAGUAGAACCCAGUCUUGUUUUGUUUUGGACCUACUUAGCUGAAAGUUCAAGAUUGAAAUGAUUCUCCUGUAAUUAAGAGAAAACAGCUCAACUUUUGUACAAAAUAUGUGAACAAAUGAAUUUUAUAGUAUUAAAAUAAUUUUCAAAUGGAA
Neopsephotus bourkii (Bourke's parrot) is the source of this 973-nucleotide messenger RNA. RefSeq names its product mitochondrial matrix import factor 23 (gene MIX23). Gene Ontology annotation, cellular component: mitochondrial intermembrane space; mitochondrion. Bases 158 to 730 code for a protein of 190 amino acids. The transcript is spliced from 5 exons. The record is from RefSeq and is a predicted model, not a curated record. Lineage: Eukaryota; Metazoa; Chordata; Aves; Psittaciformes; Psittacidae.